GCCGCGUGUGUGGGGUGUUAGAAGAAAAUGAUGACUGCCAUGGCUAGGUUGCCUUGCAAGCAAACUUCGUCUUCGCAGCAGCCGCGGGUCAAUAACUUCGGUAACUCCUAUUGGAACAUGCAGACCAGGCAUCCGGCACCUCCGUACGUCAGGAAUCAUCAGCGUCACACUGAUCACACUGGCAAAAGACGCAAUAAAGUACAUAUGCUCCAGGAGACGAAGGCGUUCUACGUGAAGAGCGAGACUGUUCUGGACCGGAAGCAGGAGCUGAAGAACAGCGGUCAUCUUCAGGUGUCGCAGCUGAGCGCGCCGAGCGCACCACCCAGGCUGUUGAGAAAAUGCGGGAACGCGUCGAGCUGCUCGAUGCAACCGACCUCACCGUCACAGCUGCCACCUGCUUCGAUGACGCCACCCUGUUGCUGGGCAUCGUGCCACGAGCAGGACAGGCCGGACGGGAUUCUGAGUCCUCAACAAACACUGCCACCCGCACUGCCACCGAAGAGCCCGCGUCUGGUUCCUGUUCCACAGCGGCGGACGAUCUCAGGGCCGCCAAGCAGCACCGGUGGUGAUCAGCUGCAGACGAAAUUACGCCGGCUGCUGAACACCGAUAGCAAGGAGAACGUCUUUUUCCCCGACAGCCCGACGCAGACGGUCGUGCAGUCGAACGGCGUGCCCCAAGAGGAGAAAUUCCGAUACUCGCCGGGAAGCCUGUCGCCCAGUUUUCGCGACGACGAGCGUGCAAAGCAUUGUCCGCAACAAGAUGUCCGCUUCAAGUUCGGCCGUAGCAAUUCGCACUCGCACACGUCCGGGCGAACCGGAAGGAAGUCGAUCAGCUCGCCGUCGGUGGAGAACACCGUGUGUCACAAAUCUUUGCCUGACCUCCAUACGAGCACGCGACGGCGGGCGUCCCUGUCGCCACGUGCGUCGACCAACUCGUCGAAGCCAUCCGGGCAUCAUCAAUCGUCGAGUAAUUGCCCGGAUUGUGAAACAAGCUCGGACUAUUCGGAGCACAGUUUUAAAAGGGAUGCAGUCUGUUAUCGCAGUUCCAGACAUAUUAGACGUUCGUUAGGUUCAGGUGGCUGCGACACCAGUAGCGUGUUAUCAGCCGGUGGUCGGACGCAAAAGUCAUCAGGUUCCAGUAAAUUAAGCCACGGAGCGACCGCGAGAGAUUCCGGUGGAUCGUCGGGGCAUUGUACACCUCGCAGUGAACCUCCGCCAGUAAUACAGGAUUGCUGGAGUCAUAUACGUCGUGACAGCGGUGCAUCUACUCAACACUCGACGGAAAAAGAUCGUUCAAGAAGAGGUAGUUACGCUAACGGUACCCCACCAUCUGUUGUAAGACGCUACAGUCCUGAGUCUGAGAGCAGCAACAGUCAGACGGAUUAUAGUCCGACGUGCAAUUCGAGGUUUUCCGAUGGCUGGAAAGAGGGCCGUGGCCGACCAAUACUGAGAUCAAAAUCAGAUAUUAGCGACCGUUAUUGGCGCCAGGACAAUGGUCGAUCCAACAAAGUACCUGCUCGACCUCCACGGUCGAUCACUCAGCUCGAGAAUUUUUUCGACUGUUUGGGUCUCGAUUCGGAUAAUUAUCAGCGUAUCACAAAGCCGGAUUCGAAGUCGUCGUCACCUGUAUUUUUCGAUAGCGUUAGCUCGGUCGACUCGGCGUUAGGUCUUUACUCGUGGGCUGCAAAUAACCAAACGAAUCAGGGUAGUCAAUGGCAGAACAAUGAUUGCAGCGUCGGUAUGGGUAACGACGAUUCCAAUCAGAGGGUCAGCGAUCCACCGAGCAUUGUGGAGCGUAAUGCUCGGAUAAUAAAAUGGCUCUGUCAGUGCCGAAAAGUGCAGUUUGGGUUUAGCUAAGCAACGAGGUUUAGGGAAGAGAGGACAAUCGAUUCUCCAGUCUCAGUAACAUGCAUUCAAGUCAACGAAAGUAGAGUUUUAUCAUCUUGCC
Molecule: messenger RNA, 1948 nt
Organism: Habropoda laboriosa
Lineage: Eukaryota; Metazoa; Arthropoda; Insecta; Hymenoptera; Apidae
Exons: 8
Coding region: 28-1857 (609 amino acids)
Source: RefSeq, a predicted model, not a curated record